This is a messenger RNA of Symbiodinium natans, 3846 nucleotides long. The record is from the annotation of a GenBank genome assembly. Lineage: Eukaryota; Dinophyceae; Suessiales; Symbiodiniaceae.
AUGCUGGUUCUUGCGUGUACACUUGUCUGGCUUCUGUGUGACUACUUGGUGCAGCGGCUUUGCCCGUUCCCAGCGGCGGAGGAGGCUGAGAAGCUGUACCUUGGCGAUGAGUUGCAUGAGGCAAGCUUGUUUCUCUCCGUGGCAUUCGCCUUUGCUGUUGCUGGUACUCGCGGAGCUGUAAUGCCGUUGCUUUGGUUGACAAGUCUUCUUGCCAUGGGCUGGCUUUGCGAGAAGCACUUGGAACACUCGGCCUGUAGUGCACAGGUGGGAGAACCUGCAUUGCCCCCUGGUUCGAGGGGUGUUGGUGACAAUGCUGUUGUGGACGACGUUUCUUUCGUGCCGCUGCCCUGGACAUUGUCACUGCCACCACGUAGAGUCGACUCUUUGCCAAAAGAGGGUCCGAUUAGAGCCGGUGCUGCGCCUGUGGUGCAGGCCAGCUUUGCUUUGUUUCAAGUGCCGACUCCCCUGUUUCAUGUUUGCCAGAGCCAUGACGCACGAAUGGUUUCGUGGGACAGCCGAGCAGUUUUUGCAGUUUUGUUCUUGGUGCACCUGCAGGAUUGGACGGUUCGAAUCAUCGAUGGCCUUGAAGUUGACAUCGAGGAGCCUGACUUGUACAUUCCGACCAUGGGUUUUGUCACUUAUGUGGUGCUGUAUGGCGUCGUGCGGGGCAUCCAGGAGACGUUUGCUCCCGAAGUGCUCUCUGCGACUAUCAGCUCUGCUUUGGUCAUUCUUGUUGUUGAGAUGGCCUUGAUGAAGGGAGCCCUCUUCAUGGCUGGAGCUGUCAACACGCCAACACUAGAUCUAUUGGCCUUGCUUGGGUACAAGUUUCUGUACUUGUCACUACAUCUUGGCAUCGGCCUCCUCUUGGGACAUGGCCGGAGACCAUCAGGUAUUGUUUAUGGCUUGCUGGUCAGCGGCCUGCACGUCAGCUGCGCCAUUGCCCUUUGGCAGGCAUUGAGACGUCUUGCUCGGUUGCAGCCAUCUCAUGGGCAGGAAUGCGUUACGGACAUGCACCAAAUGUGCAUCAAGGUGCUUCCGAUCCUACAAUUGGCUGUGUGUCCUGCUGGCCCGUUUUUCGAUGUGGGAUGCCAGCAAGCCCUGCACCGAAGAGCCCCCGAACUUCAGAAUGGAGAGACAGACGAGAAUCACGAGGGGUCGGGCCGAAACGAUUCAAAAGGCCAUAAGGCCAAGACAAGUCUCAAGGGGCCCAGCUGCCACAAGGGCAUUUUUAAGCUGAUGAUGGCAGGUUGGCUGCUGCUUCCAUCGUGGCCGAAGGCAUUAGCCGUCAACUCUCCAGAGGAGGCCAGAGCAACCGGCAAAAAGCACCACAGCUUAAAGCUGGCCAGAGCUGUGCCGGAAGGUCACCAUUGCGAUGACGACAAUUGCGGCAUCAGUGGCAUCAGUGGUGAGUGGGAAUGUGAGUGCAGUGUAAUGCUUGAUGCCAGGAAGCCCGUGAGGCCUGGUUUCGUGAAGGUUCUUCCCAUCGGAGACAGGCGCAUUCUGGGGUUCAUCGGUGGCAAAGCUUCCGCCGGUGAUGUUCUGGAGGACCAGGGCAUGACACGUGAGGAUGGUGAGACGUGCCUGGAGCGCGAACUGGGCCUUCCAGUGCCUCUCAGGCUGAUACUGCUCAUCCCAGGUGACAUAUUGACCCUGCAGCACCCUGAGCGAGGUCCCGAGAACUUUCACGCUCUGAUCGUACGUUGCCUUGAGACAGUCGAGACCGAAUUGGCCAAGAAGGCUGACGACCUUGAUGAAGCAGCUGAGACGGUCCUUGCUAAUGCACUCUUUGCAGUGAGCCUAGCUGGCCUACUUGGAGAGCACAUACCGGGUUUGAGGGCGUGCGAGGUGGAGGUUUGUGCGCAGUUCACGCAUGGGAAGGCGCCUCACGAAGCAGCCAAUGCAUCCUUCGUGGAGACUUUGUGGACAGUGCCCCUUCCUAAGUCAAAAGUCGCCAUUCGUCCUACAAACGCCUUUGCGCAGGUAUCUGCAUCUGAGACCAAGCCGCUAGGAGAGCGCAUUGCCGACUCUGCACUGCGGGCGCUGUGCAAUCGGCCUGAUUGGAUUCACCGGAAUCUUCAGGCUGAUGAGGCGGAGGAGGUCGAUGGCAUGGUGCCGGCUUUGAUAUGGUACGCCCGUUGGUUUUCCUUCAGAGGUGAUAUGAGCAUCCUGCCAAGUGUGGCCAGCCGGCGCCCGCAGGAGCUUCUAAUUUCUCGGAAGUCCAUCCCCGAGGAAGAAGGUGCACCUGUGCAGAAUGUAUUUCGAGACAUGCUCGCAGCAGUCAGCUCUCCGGGUGAGGUCGAAUUCAUGGUGGAAGGCAUCGUGACUUUGCUCGGCACCGUGAGCAAGGAAAAGGGAAGCUACCUACCGAGUUCGAUGAGGUUGCCGCCCUUUCUGCCAGAGCUCCUCGUUCUCGUUCUCCACCUCACGGCCUGCCCAAAGUUCGUGGCAGGCCACCUGUUCCAUCCUGUUCCACUUGCUGGACUUCCAGACUUGUCUCUGGUGAGCUUCACGAGUGCAACCAAGCUAACGGCAGCUUUGGCAGCCACCUUUGAUGAGCUGGAGGGUGGGGUGGAAAGGACGGGCGAGGCCAGCGGGGCGGGAGGGGCCGGAUGCAUUGGAGAUACUUCUCAGCCUUUGGCGUGCAACGACGUGGUGGAGGCUUUGAAGAGAGCUGAGUUCACCGAUGUCGAGAUCUUUGCUGAUGCUUAUGGUGGUCGCCCAUGGAUUGUGAGGUUCGCUAUGAAUGGUGCUACUGGCACCUUGGCUAUGGUGAUCGAGGCCGAAGCACACGCGUCGAGGAGGGCAGUGGAGCAAGGCACCAAACGGGCGGAAGGUGAGAUCGUUAGCCUCAUCGAGGGCAUCUUGCUCGCCGCGAACCAGGCCCCGGAGCACGUUGACGAGACUGCACUGAGCCUGAUCGAGGCGGCGAUUCUCCUCAACCUCACCUCGUAUCGUGAAGUCUGCGUGGAGUUGGACGAGGACUUCGAUGGCAGCUUGCCAGAUAGCAUCCCUGAUUUCGAGGGUACUGGGGCCGACUUCGUGGCCUUGGCGGCGCUUGCCCAGGCCAACGAGAACCUCAGUAAGUGCAAGGCGAGCAAAGUCCAUGACAACAUCGUGCAGAUGAGCCUCUUCACGUUGGCCAACGUGUCAACAUUUGCUGACGGCCUCUGCAUGGAAGUCACGUCGCGCCUGUUCUCCUUGUUCGAGCGAUGUGUAAAGUCGCUCCAGCUGUCUCGAGAAAGGCUGGGCUUUGCGAGCCACUUGCCCAUACUGCUGGAAGCCUUCGACAAUGCACUCCAGUAUAGGUAUGGCAGCAACACCAACCUGGCUUAUGGCCUGAUGACGAGACAGGCCAUCUUUCGGGAUCUUGUUUCCCUGGUGCCGCAGGUCCAAUGCCACAUCGAUCUGGAUGGCGAUGGAAGUAAAGACACGCAGCAAUGGCAGCAGCGUGUUGAGGAGCACCUGCAUCCAAUAGCAAUGCUCUUGGAUGCAACUGUGCCCAUGCUGGAAGCGGAGGUGGAGAAGCAGGAGAUAUCGAACUCAGAUGAAGCCAAGGAGCUUCUUCCAAGGUGUAUUCUGGGACUGAUGCCGCCGCCGCAUGCCUUCCAGAUGAGGCAUUUGCAGCGAUGUGCCGCCUCGCACCUGACCUGCGAGCACGUCCUUGCGGCUUGCCUCGGCGACGGUCCCGCCUGCCCCUUGUGGGAAGUCGAGGACGUUCAAUCAAGCGUGGAGACUACCGACCGAAACCGCCGAUACCCACACAGAAGCAUGCAGGAGGAUGCUGACGAUGCGCAACAGGCGCUGCACAGAAGGAGCAGUUGUAGACUUGGAAGACCCAGAGCUUGA